This is a messenger RNA of Perkinsus marinus ATCC 50983, 2298 nucleotides long. RefSeq names its product retrovirus polyprotein, putative. The coding region runs from base 1 to 2298 and encodes 765 amino acids. Gene Ontology annotation, biological process: DNA integration. Lineage: Eukaryota; Perkinsozoa; Perkinsida; Perkinsidae. The record is from RefSeq and is a predicted model, not a curated record. Gene Ontology annotation, molecular function: nucleic acid binding. The transcript has a single exon.
AUGCUGUGGGAUGGUCCUACUGAUUGUUUACAAGUCAUGCCUAUACGUGACUUACCGUCACCGGUCCUUCAGUAUGUUGAUCCUCCCAUCAUCUUAGAGUCGAGUGAUGUCCCUAAUCUCAGCUCAAAUGUCUUCCAGUCCGUCUCUCCACUAACCCUUCGAGAAGCGCUAUCGUGGCUUGCCAGCAUUUAUGACCCACUUGGUACCGUCGCUGAAACCGUGCUCCGUGGCAAACUUGUACUUCGCUAUGCUCAUCGAUGUGGCAUCACAUUUGAUCAACUCUUACCAGGCCCUUUGUAUCGUGAAUUCUACAAAGUCUACCAAGCUCUCAAGUGCCCGAAGCCUGUCCCUCGAAUGGUUGACCAUCAAGUUCUACACGUCUUCGUUGAUAGCUCAAGCUACGCUCAUGGGUGUACUGUUCUCGACAAUAACAUGAACAGGGUGUAUGCUAAAGCCAUGCUACAUGAGCUACCACAUCUCCCAUGGACCAUCGUGCGCAAGGAGCUGUUAUCCCUUAGAUAUGGUCUUAGCCUCGUCAAGCAGCAACUACUUCCUAAUCUCUCCAAACAGGAAGCCACUCGAGAGUUGUAUGUCUAUACUGACAAUUCUGCCAACUUCCAACGUGUCAGGAAGGCUCUACGAGAUGGCAGUCCUUCACCGGAUCUACCAACAUGGGAAAAAACGUGUAUUGCCUCUAUCAUUGAGUUGGCCAACGACUUGCACCUUACUCUGCGGUUUAUACCGGGACCUCUGAACCCAGCCGACUGCUUAUCAAGGGGCUCAAGUGAUGCAGUGGACUACAAGUGUUUAAGGACGACUCUCACGGCGAUCAAGGAAGGAAGUGUUGAUCCCCUCCAGAUUCCACUGGCCCUUACGACUAUUGGGAAUGCAUCUCCUCUCUUGUCCCAUCUCAAGAACCAAUGCUCUGCUACAGAAAUCGCCGAUGUCUUACAAAGGAUACGGCGAGCUCAAGAGAGUGACGACGAGGUAACCCACAUCAAGUUAGCCAUCAAGCGCAACGACGAUCGUCACAAGGACAUGUAUCAUGUUAUCAACGACCAUUACGGCGAUGUAUUGGUUAAGAAACAUCCAGUUAUUGCCGACCAUGUCCAAGUCUUUGUACCUCAGAGUUGCAGGAGAAGCCUUGUCGAUCGCAUCCAUACCAUCUAUGGUCACAUUGGGACAUCGAAGUUGCCAGGGUUGCUGAGCAGAGACUUUUACUGGCCUGGAUUAUCGGGAGAUGCUCGACGUUAUGCAAAAAACUGUGCCACCUGCGUGAAGUUCAAGGGCUCUUGCGUGUUGCGGGCCGGAGGAUUGGGUACAGUCCCCUCUAAGAGUCCUAUACCGAUGGAGAUGAUCGGAGUGGACCUUAUAGGUCCCUUUGUUUCUCCUUCUCUGGCCGAUGACCCACCUCACAAGGUUGAGUACGCGCUGGUCUUGGUCGAUUCGGCGUCGAAGUUUGUAAUCGCAAGACCAUUGUUCUGCCAUGAUGCUGAUUCUACUCUGGAGACGCUGGUGGACUGCUUCUUCUCCGUUGGAUUCCCAUCUUUAAUAAUAAGUGAUCGCGAUGGUAGAUUCCUAUCGAAAGUUGGAUUGGCAGCUCAGAAGCUUUUCCAAUGGAAUUGGAAAUUCUUACCUGCUCAUUCGUCUCCGCUGAAUUCUUGGCAAGAAAUACCCCAUCGUUUGUUGAACAACAUCAUGCGCACUAUCAUCGAAGAUUCGGGGUUACAGCUCCGUGAUUGGUAUCGCCUGCUUCCAUGUGCAGUGUGGGCUUAUAACAAUGUUCCGAGUGAUGUGAAUUGUCCCGUUGCCCCUGCUGAUCUCUUUUUCCAUCACGGUGCUACUGCUCCUACCUCGCUACAACCACGUCGAUUGUCGGAACAAGCUACUAAGUGGUCUAAUGUUCUUCAAGGAUUUCCAGCAGCUCUUCAGAGUGAUGUUGUUCGGUCUAUGGUUAAGAAUAUGCAACGAGUCUAUGCAUCUACUUUCGAUAUUUAUACUAUCCACAACUACGUUCUCAGGAAUAAGAGCGAGGCGUCACUGGCACGCCAGCCCGGACGUCGAGUUCCCGAGUUGCGCGUGGGACAACACGUGAUGCUCGUGCGUCACCAGAGGCGUAAGUUAGAUCCUAUGAUGACUGGUCCUUUCCGAGUAUGCGGUGUUGUUACCAAGUAUUUGGUCGAACUCGAGGACAGAGACCAGAAGAAGCUGGGACGCCAUUUCGUCGGCAAUUUACGACUACUACCAGAUGAGGCGAGUAUUCCUCUAGCCACAGCGACUAGCACGGAUUGGCAGUGA